Molecule: messenger RNA, 1039 nt
Organism: Labeo rohita (rohu)
Lineage: Eukaryota; Metazoa; Chordata; Actinopteri; Cypriniformes; Cyprinidae
Gene: dtd1
Product: D-aminoacyl-tRNA deacylase 1
Exons: 6
Coding region: 93-716 (207 amino acids)
Biological process (GO): tRNA metabolic process
Cellular component (GO): cytoplasm
Molecular function (GO): D-tyrosyl-tRNA(Tyr) deacylase activity
Source: RefSeq, a predicted model, not a curated record
GUCAGUGCGCGCUGCCGCUCAGAGGGGCGGAGCUUCGUAAAACCCGGAAGAUCAAAGUGGUUGAGUACUACACAUGACUGGAGACCAAAACAAUGAAGGCGAUCAUUCAAAGAGUAACAAAGGCAAGCGUAACAGUUGGGGAGGAGCAGAUCAGUUCCAUAGGCAGAGGACUCUGCGUCUUACUUGGCAUCUCAGUAGAGGACACACAGAAGGAUGUUGACUACAUGGUACGGAAGAUUCUUAACUUGCGUCUGUUUGAGGAUGAGAACGGCCGCGCCUGGAGCCGCAGCGUGAUGGACAAUGAGCUGGAGGUGUUGUGUGUGAGUCAGUUCACUCUGCAGUGUAUCCUCAAGGGAAAUAAGCCUGAUUACCACUCUGCCAUGCCAGCUGAACUGUCCCAGCCCUUCUACAACAACAUGCUAGAGCAAAUGAGGGAAACAUAUAAACCACAUCUCAUCAAAGAUGGGAAGUUUGGUGCAAAAAUGCAGGUACACAUUCAAAAUGAUGGACCUGUGACCAUUCAGUUGGAGUCUCCUGCUGCCCCCACAGACCCAAAACAGCUGUCCAAACAAGAGAAGCAACAGCAGCGGAAAGAAAAAACAAGGCCAAAAGGCCCCUCCGAGUCCAGCAGAGAGAAGGCCAUGCAGCGUUCGAAAGCGGACCCCAACGCCAGCAGCGGAGCAGAGGGAGACGUGUCCUCUGAACGGGAACCAUAGAGUACCUCACAGGUUUCUGCAACUUGCAGAUCACUCCAUCUUCCAGUGGAAUGCUGCUGUCUUCAGGGACGUCUCUCAGUACAGCUCAUACCACUGACUCUCUGUCUUAUUUCUGUCCCUAUCAAAUGUCCAAUGUAGUGCCCAGUCUGAUUUUCUUCUGAUUGUAUAUAAACACAAGAACAAGUGGCAGCUCCACAUUUACCAGUAGAAAAAAGACUCAGGCACACAUCAGUGGUAUUUCAAACACAAUAUCUGAAUAUUUACUAUGCCAUCUAAUUUAUUUAAAUGUAUACAUCUCUGUGAUGUGUUUUAUUAAAAAGGGA